This is a messenger RNA of Zophobas morio, 1875 nucleotides long. RefSeq names its product diacylglycerol O-acyltransferase 1 (gene mdy). NCBI's taxonomy places the organism in Eukaryota, Metazoa, Arthropoda, Insecta, Coleoptera, Tenebrionidae. The transcript has 7 exons. Bases 279 to 1766 code for a protein of 495 amino acids. Gene Ontology annotation, biological process: triglyceride biosynthetic process. Gene Ontology annotation, molecular function: diacylglycerol O-acyltransferase activity. The record is from RefSeq and is a predicted model, not a curated record. Gene Ontology annotation, cellular component: endoplasmic reticulum membrane.
GUAAAAGUGCGAAGGUCGACUGAGUUUUUAAGACGUUAAAACAACGAUCAUCUCCGUGAAUCGACACAAAUUAAUAAGUCUUCUCAUGGACUGUUCCAUACGGGGCGUCAUCCGUCUCUUUUCAUCUCAAACCGCCCAUUCCCCGUCUCUUUUCAAUCCGCGGUACGUCACAGAAUUGUGAUAACCCCCCUUCAAGUAUGUUAGGCGUGUGUUGGUAUUUAUUUCUUCCACUUAUCACGCUCAUUCACUCCAAAAAAUAGUACAAAUGAUAAGCUGCGAUGGUCGUGAUGUCCGGCGAACAAGACGGGAUCAGGUUUAGGCGUGCUCAGAGCGUCACCCGAGCCGAAGAAAUCCAAGCCGUCGAACAGAAAGUGAGGAAAUCGCAACCAGAUAGACCGAUACACAAACCCCGCGAUUCGCUCCUGUCAUGGAAUUCGGGGUUCGAGAAGUUCACAGGGUUUGUGAACUGGGCCUUCUUGUUGCUGUCAAUCGGGGGGUUGAGGCUGCUGCUCGAAAAUUUCAUCAAAUACGGUAUUCGAGUAGACCCCGUGCAGUGGUUCUACAUUUUAACUGGCCAGGAUGAGCAAGGGUCAGAGCAUCCGUCCAUCGUUCUAAUACUCUAUUCUAUAGUUCCCAUAAUUUUCUGUCUUCUUACUGAGAAAGCUUUAGCUAUUGAGAUCAUCUCGAGCGCUCUGGGGAUGACGAUGCACGUCGUUAAUUUACUUGUUUUGAUAUUCUUGCCCAUGGUGAUUAUCCACUACAAGGACGGCUUCAGCUUAAUUGGUGCUUCCACCGUGACCACGCUCUAUAGUAUCCUCUUCCUAAAACUGUGGUCCUACGUCCAAGUCAACGUCUGGUGUAGAAACGCCAGACAAAACACCAGCAACAAAAGUCUGAGACGCCAGUCUCUCUCCUACAAUAAUCUUCCCAAAGAAGACGACAAUAAUCUACAUCACAAAGAGUCCAAAGACGACCUAAGCAAUACAGAGAAACUUCUGGUGCAAUAUCCCGACAAUCUAACUUUAAGAGACCUUUUCUACUUCUUGUGCGCACCCACUUUAUGCUACGAAUUGAACUUCCCCCGAACCGAAAGAAUAAGGAAACGCUUCCUCCUCAAAAGAAUCUUCGAAGUCGUAGCAGGCACCCAACUAAUCUUGUGCAUCUUCCAACAAUACAUGAUCCCCUCAGUCAAAAACUCCUUGAUACCUUUCAGCAACAUGGACAUCACUCUUGCCACUGAAAGACUGUUGAAACUUUCGAUACCAAACCACUUAGCUUGGCUGUGCAUGUUCUACAUCCUCUUCAACUCCUGGUUGAACCUCUUAGGCGAAGUCCUCCACUUCGCUGAUCGUAGCUUCUACAGCGACUGGUGGAACGCCAAUAACAUUGAUACGUUCUGGCGCACCUGGAACCUCCCAGUGCACCGAUGGGCCCUCAGACAUCUCUACCUUCCGCUGGUGGAGGUGGGGUACAACAAAGCCAUCGCCGCCACCACGGUUUUCUUCAUUAGUGCCUUCUUCCACGAGUACAUGGUCAGCGUCCCGUUGAAGACCUACAAGAUUUGGGCUUUCAUGGGGAUGAUGGCCCAGAUACCGCUGUCUAACAUCUCCAAGUUCAUGGAGCGCAAUUAUGGAGGUAGAAUGGGCAACAUCGUGGUGUGGGCGUCGCUGAUCAUAGGCCAACCUAUGUGCAUCAUGAUGUAUUACCAUGAUUACGUCAUAACCCAUUACGGGCAGUCGCUUAUUGCGGAUUAUGGGCAUGUGUAACGACUGAUUAGUUAAGUUCUGUACGUUCUUUUGUAUUGGUUACCGCGGUAAAGUGCGCUUAUUGUAAUUUUGUUAUUAAAUUUACAGUUACUAAAACUCUAAAGUACGA